GUCUAACUGACCACCAUUUGGGCAUUUCAGAUGUUAAAAAAUCCAUGGCAUGAAAAUUCGUACUAUGCUUGGGUCCUCAAUUUAUGAUCUUCAUAGAAUCAAAUUCUUUCCACCUUCACUUCCAAUUCUCCAUUUCAAACCAAGCCCGUUUUUCGUAAUCGUCCCUCAAAACUAUAGUUAUUCUUCAUAUCAGUUCCAUCCACUGAUUCAAACCAAUGCAUCUCCCUCCGUUAGUAGAUGCAGAGCUUUAGUGCCAGUUCCUGAUCAAACCCAUUCUAGGGAUUUCAACACGGUGUUUUUGUUUAGCUGUAGCAUUCUUCAAACCUGUGCGAAAAGGGCAAUUCUUUCUGAACUUAAACAAGUACAUGGGCAUUUGUUCAAGUCUGGAUUGUACAGUGUGCUUUCUUUACAAAAUCAGGUCUUGUAUGCGUAUUUCAAAUGUAUGGAAAGUUCAGACGCAGAAAAGGUGUUUGAGGAAUUGCGUGUGCGAAAUGUAGUAUCCUGGAACAUUUCGAUUCGUGGUAUAUUUGACUCUGUGAAGCUGGGAUUGGAUUUGGAUUGCUUUGUUGGCAGUGCUCUUGUUGAUUUCUAUGCAAAAUGUGGCUUAGUUCAGAAUGCAAGGUUGGUUUUUAGUUGUGUUCGGUUUAAAGAUUUGGUUAUGUGGAAUGUGAUGAUCUCAUGCUACACUUCGAAUUGUUUACCCCUGAAGGCAUGGGCCAUUUUCAACUUGAUGCGAUUGGAAGGCGUAAAAGGGGACGAGUUCACAUAUAGUAGUCUAAUAAGUUCAUGUGUUGCCUCUGAUUGUUAUGACUUUGGAAGGCAGAUUCACAGUCUUAUCCUUAAACAGUCAUUUGAUUCUGAUGUUUCGGUGGCUACCGCUCUGAUCAACAUCUAUGCCAAACAUGAAAACAUAACCGAUGCUCUACGUGUUUUCGACAAGAUGGUAAUUCGAAAUGUGGUGUCUUGGAACACCUUAAUUGUUGGGUGUGGACAGUGUGGACACGGGAAUGAAGUCAUGGAGAUUCUUAGAAAUAUGCUAAGGGAAGAAACUCACCCUGAUGACUUGACUCUUUCCAGCACCAUUAGUUCAUGUGGGUAUGCCUCUUCUAUUACUGAAACCAAGCAAGCUCAUGCUCUUACAAUCAAAUCAGGACUUGAGGAAUCUAUAUCCGUAGGCAAUUCUUUGUUAACCGCAUACUCCAAGUGUGGCACUAUUGCUUGUGCAUAUAAAUGUUUCAGGUCCAUCCUACAACCUGAUGUUAUCUCAUGGACUUCAAUGAUAAAUGCAUAUGCCUUUCAUGGUCUUGCCCAAAAAGCAAAUGAGACAUUUGAGAAGAUGUUAUCUUGUGCCAUAAAACCAGACAAAAUAUCAUUUCUUGGUGUUCUCUCUGCUUGUGUUCAUUCUGGGCUAGUAAUCAAGGGCCUUUAUUACUUCAAACUAAUGACGAAGUUGUAUCAGAUUGAGCCGGAAACAGAGCACUAUGCCUGCAUAGUGGACCUUCUCGGACGAUGUGGGUAUAUAUAUGAGGCCUUUGAGUUCUUAAGGUCUAUGUCAAUUGAACCAGAGGGAAACACAUUAGGAGCUUUUAUUGGAUCUUGCAAAGUACAUGAACAGAUAGUUCUGGCUAGGUGGGCUGCACAGAAGCUGUUGAUGAUAGAGCCAAAGAAGAGUGUGAAUUACACUGUGAUGUCCAAUAUUUAUGCUUGUUACAAGCGCUGGUGUGAAGUGGAAAGAUUGCGCAGAAAGAUGGAGGAAAGGUGCAGUUCAAAGGUCAGAGGUUGUAGCUGGAUAGAGAUUGGUAAUGAGAUUAGUUUCUUUGUGUCUUGUGAUAGAUCCCACCCUGAAGCUCUAGAAGUGCAUGCUACGUUAGCAAUGUUGAUAAGUACAAUGAAAGAAGAUGGCGUUUGGAUUGUGUAAUUUGUAGAGCUGGGAAAAUUAUUAGAAUACAUACCUAAACUAAUUAUAAUUGUAUUUCCUUA
Molecule: messenger RNA, 1980 nt
Organism: Neltuma alba
Lineage: Eukaryota; Viridiplantae; Streptophyta; Magnoliopsida; Fabales; Fabaceae
Product: pentatricopeptide repeat-containing protein At2g46050, mitochondrial-like
Exons: 2
Coding region: 50-1918 (622 amino acids)
Biological process (GO): RNA modification
Molecular function (GO): RNA binding; protein binding
Source: RefSeq, a predicted model, not a curated record